AUGGAAAACUUAUCUUCUACUACCCCUACUCAACAUGCUCAUUCUCAAUCAAUUUCUGAUACAUUACAUAAUACCACUGACCCUAAACAACUGCCUCAAACUGAUCAUUCUCAAUCAGUUUCUUCUAAUGCACCAUAUAAAUCCACCGAUCCUCAACCAAUGUUUACUAAUACACUAUAUAAAUUUGCUGAUCCUCAACCAACAUCUAACAAUGCUAACCCUCAAAAACAACCUAAAAAUCCUUCCACUGAACUAAAAAAGAAGCGAGAAGAGUAUGACAAUGAGCUCUCCCCUCAAGUGAUGGAUGUAAAUGAUUUUUCCUCUUAA
This is a messenger RNA of Racocetra fulgida, 327 nucleotides long. The record is from the annotation of a GenBank genome assembly. Lineage: Eukaryota; Fungi; Glomeromycota; Glomeromycetes; Diversisporales; Gigasporaceae.